This is a messenger RNA of Selaginella moellendorffii, 1638 nucleotides long. RefSeq lists its product as uncharacterized. The record is from RefSeq and is a predicted model, not a curated record. The coding region runs from base 210 to 1568 and encodes 452 amino acids. NCBI's taxonomy places the organism in Eukaryota, Viridiplantae, Streptophyta, Lycopodiopsida, Selaginellales, Selaginellaceae. The transcript has 4 exons.
AUGUGGGCCAAGAGCUCGUAGCUAGCACACAUCACCGUGUGCCCUAUUGCUCAUUGGAAGCACAUUGGAAGAUAGUGCCUGAAUCGUCCAAGCACUGCACGGGGAUGCGCUCUUGUAAGACUGAAAGCGGUGUCCAAACCGCAUACAGGUGAAGGUCCUACAGCCCAUCUGGUGAGUUGAGCACGGCGGGGGUGAAUAGCAGCUAAAAAAUGGACGGGAAGUUUUUGGUUCUGGUCGUGGCCAUCGUUUUGCUAUGGCCUUCAUCUCCAGCAGAAUCGAAGGAUUGCUCCAGAUCUUCCAGAAUUCAGAAGAAGACUUACAAAUCUCCAGCUUUUUCUAUGGGGCCGGGAGAGGUCCAAAACCGAAACUACACGAUCGAGUUUCCCAAAGGUCAUAUCGGCGUCAAGAACUUCCAGGGAGAGAUUGUAGACGAGCUUGGGAAUCCCGUGCCUCUGAGCGAAGUCUAUUUGCAUCACUGGGUGGUAUUUGGCUUCCACCUGAAGAGCUCCGAGAGAAAAGAGCUGGUCAGAGGCGGCUUCCAUGAUCGUCUAGGGUCGUCAGCGGCUAUAAUCCCUGGAAACGAUGGAAUUUGUCAGCAAAACGUCCAUCCACAGUUCUGGGGUCUUGGUGCCGAGACGAGACACACGAGCUACUUUGUUCCAGGCUCCUAUGCUAUCGGCGUUGGCAACCCUCCAGAAGGCUACAAGGAGCUUUGGCUGCUCAACGUCCAUGCCAUCGACACGAGAGGAACAUAUGAUCCCCAAGGAUGCCUCGAGUGCCGCUGCAGCUUGUACAACGUAACAAUAGAUGCCUCUGGACAGCCUUUGAAGCAAGGUUACAAAGGCGGUUUGCAUUGCUGCUAUGAAGGGACCAAAUGUGCAAUGAAACUGGGAUUUCAAGCACCAAAGAAGACUCUUUACAUGCAAUACACCAUCGAAUGGGUGGAGUGGGACGAAUGUGUCCGGCCUGUUCGUGCUUAUAUAUUCGACAUCACAGACAGCAGGAAGCGGGAUCCAGUCGACCCUCAAGUUGGCUGCCAAGCCGAGUAUGACGUUCCCGCUUGUGACCCGUCCUCAAAUUCCGAUUGUAUUUAUCAGCUGGAGAAUCACCUGGUGAUUCCAAAAGGGGGUAGCAUUAUCUAUGGAGUAGGACAUCAGCACGCUGCAGGCAUGGGCAUAAGCAUGCACGGAGAGGAUGGUCGGCACUUGUGCUCCUCGAUUCCUCUAUACGGGAAUGGAUCAGCUCCUGGCAACGAAGAUGGCUACGUUGUUGGAAUGUCUACAUGCAUUCCUAAGCCAGGGACUCUGAUGGUCGCGAGCGGUGAGAAGCUCCACUUCUCCUCAUCUUAUAGUUCUGCCCAGGAGCACACGGGUGUCAUGGGGAUCUUCUAUCUCAUGGUGAGCGACAAUGACACUGUGUCUCUAGGAGAAAUCAAGGACGUGAAAAAUAGAGUUAAUGUGAUGGUGGUCACGCUUGGAAUCGUUGUGGUGCUUGCACUAGUGGUCGGAUUUGGCAUCUGGAACAAGAAACCAGAGUCCCAUGAAAGAUACAGUGCAUUGCUCGUUUGAACUGGCCCGCUAUGAAAUAUCUAAUGAAUAUACUUUUUAUAUAAAAAGUGGGAGGCACAUUUUUGCAGGA